AUGAAGCCGUUCGACGUUGAAUUUGUUAUUGGUCUCUCUGGCUACUUCGUGAAGGACCUCGAAGCCGUUCGUCAGAGCCCAACCUACGAUCCCCUGGUCGACAACAUCGCCCCUCGCACUCCCGGUUUCCAGCAAGUCGUUCAGGCCGGCCAAGUGAUUUCGAUCCUGCUGUGGUUGCCCAAUGGUCAAUUGGCCGUGGGGGACUGUGUCGAUGUCAUCUUCUCUGGUGCUGCGUCUCGUGAUCCACUCUUUAUUGCCAACGAGCAUCUUCCCCUCCUUGAGUCUGUGGUCAAGCCAUGGCUGCUGAAUUGCGACAUUACCCAUUUUCGACCUAAUUCCAUCCGCGUCGAUUCACCGUGGCCUGAAUUACAGGAUCUUCGAUUGCACUCUGCCAUUCGUUAUGGUCUGUCGCAGGUGCUUCUGUCUGCCACGGCGUUGGUCCACUCAUGCUCCGCAGCCGAAAUCAUCACCCGCGAAUGGGGGACGAGCAUUAUCGACCGGCCUGUGGAUAUCUUGGCUUCCUGCCACCGCAACGAUUUCUUACAAUUGGACCGGAUGAUCAUGAAGCAAGUUUCGAUGUUACCCCACGCAUCUUUUAUUCACGUCCAUGAUCUUGGACCUCAAGGGACGACCCUGUUGGAGUUCGUGGAAAAGGUAUCCCGACGCGUACAGGAACGAGGAGUGUCAGGAUAUCGUCCGCGCUUGCACUUCGAUGUCUACGGGACCAUGGGGGAUUUGUUCCCAGACGUCGAUGAGUUAGUGUCAUUUUUGGGUGAAGUCCAGCGAGUCGCUCAGCCGUACGAUCUCCUCAUCGAGUCCCCGAUCAUCGCCGACACCAAGGCCGCUCAGACCCAGCUACUGAGGGACCUCCGACUGCGACUGCGGGAGCGGUCCAUUCCAGUGCAGAUCGUGGCGGACGAAUGGUGCAAUACGCUCGAAGACAUUCGGGAAUUUGCGGAUGCUGGUGCUGUAGAUUUUGUGCAGAUCAAGAUGCCCGAUCUGGGCGCCAUCCAUAAUAGUAUCGAUGCCAUACUCUACUGCCGUGAGAGGAAGGUCGGGUGCUGUCUGGGAGGGUCUGCAAAUGAAACAGACGUCUCUGCACGCAUCACGGCCCAUGUGGCAAUGGCAACGCAGCCCGACUUUCUGCUGUCCAAGCCGGGAAUCGGAGCGGAUGAAGGGGUGAUGAUUCUCACUAAUGAGAUGCUCCGCACCUCAGCUGUAGCCCGGAAGUCUCGACUGUACAAGAUUUAG
This is a messenger RNA of Aspergillus chevalieri, 1251 nucleotides long. RefSeq names its product putative methylaspartate ammonia-lyase. NCBI's taxonomy places the organism in Eukaryota, Fungi, Ascomycota, Eurotiomycetes, Eurotiales, Aspergillaceae. The coding region runs from base 1 to 1251 and encodes 416 amino acids. Gene Ontology annotation, molecular function: methylaspartate ammonia-lyase activity. The record is from RefSeq and is a predicted model, not a curated record. The transcript has a single exon.